AUGAGCAGAUAUGAGGACGCCAUGAAGUACAAGAAGAAGGUGAGUACGGAAAAAUGUUGAAAAAUUUUCUUUUUCUGAGACGUUUCCCGUUUGUACCUUGGUUACACAAACUGGACGUUUCUGAGAAUUUCUAGGGAUCACUUAAAAGCUCUGACCUUGCUUAAGAAAUCACGAAAAAAUGCACAGAAACGUGCGGUGCGGUGCGGUUGUCUUACCGAGGUGCGAGCGCUGGUUUCAAAAAAAAAAAAAAAUAGACAUUUAUCUUCUCGAAAUUAACAAAAUAGCAUGCAAAAUGAAGAGGUUUAGACAUAUCCGUAGAGAUGUUCCAUAGGGCUGGGACUAUAUAGUCAAUGUUUCCCGACUUGAAAGGGGAGGGAGGCGGGGCAAGGGGCAGGACGCGUAGCGUGUGCGUUCGCGGUUCUUGGCGGCAGUUCAAUUCAAUCCCCGCCGACUAUUUAAAAAGCUCAGCAACCGCUCUUUUUUUGUAUUUUAUUUUAUUUUUUGAUGCACACACGAACAUAAUCAAUAAAUAAUGAAAAAAGAAGUGAAAAGAGCGAUAAAUAAGCUUUCUGAAUGCUCGCUAGCAGUUGAAUUGAACACGUGCCAAGAACCACACGCUACGCGUCCCGCCCCUUGCUCCGCCUCCCUCGCCUUUCAAGUCGGGAAACAUUGACUAUACCUGUAAAUAUUUUUUUUAUGCGGACUAAUAAGUAUUCAAAGUAUAGUACAAUUUCUUUUUGCCGCCACCUCCGUUAAGUUUUUGUAAAAAAAUAUGAAAUUUUUUUGAACUACGAAUAAAAAUAAUGAGAUGAAAUCUGAUUGGGAUUCUUCUGAACCGCCUUGUCGCAUUUGGAAUGGCUUGAUGCGUUGCGAAAAGAAAUUCGAUUUUCUAAACGUUUCUCGGACGCUAAUAUAUCUAGUAAAUCCAAGCGUAAGUCGUUUUAUAGUCGGAUAAGCUUCAAUGUUAACCGCCAAACGUUUAGCCGUUCCCCAGUGCGACCGAGGAAUUUUGAAAUCGUUUAUAUUUUGGUCAUUGAUGUUUUUGUACGCCUUUUUUUCCAUAAGUUAAAUGUUUCUGAUCAGUCUGCGCCCUCUUUUUCUCACCAUCUAGGUCAGAGAAUGCAACUUUCAUAAGAACAAGCUAUGACGACAGAGGAAAUUAUGCAGAGAAAUCAGACGGUUUCUUCGAAAAGUUGAAUUUUAUACCACUUUUGCUGGGAUUUCUGUGGUCAAUUUGGUACAUGAAGUCUUUUCGAAUUUUGAAUGUUAUGUCGCCCCUCAAGCUCCGCCCCUAAUGGCGCGAUAAGCCAAUCAGAGAGCGAGCCGUAUAGAGAGCGUUGUCGAGUGACGUCAUUUGUACUUUGAAAUUCAAAAAUCUAACCAGUUUUUUUCAGUUUUUAAUCAAAAAAAACACUUUCUUACACUUUUUAGAGCUUUUCAGAAUAAUCAAAAAAACGAGAAUUUAUAAAAAAAUCAACUCCUAUAUUCAGAUCGUCUACGUCGUCGACCGUGUUUUCGAAAAACAACUCCGAUCGAAAGAAAGCCAUGAAGUCAUGUCCCUGAAACUCUGGAUCGUCCUUUUUGUCUUGCGUGAGGUUUCGAAACCUUUUUCAUCAGUCUGAAUUCAAUUUUCGAUUUUUUAAAGGUGAUGAAAUUCAUCGAAUCCCAGCCUGAUUUGGCGCCAAAAGAUGCCGCUUUACUCUACGCCAAAGGAUUGUUGAAAUGGGAACCUGGCGAAGAAGUUCGGUUGGUUGAGUUUUGGUCGCAUUUGGAAUGGCUCGAAGCGCCGCGGUCGUGUUGCGGCUUUAAAAUCGCCAGCUUCCUAGAAUUGUCUGACAGUCUGGUAUCACUGCGUUCUCUCACAUUUACAUGCUGUUUUCUGGUUCCGAUUAUUCCAUCGGUAAAGGAAAAGAGAGCGCAGAUAGGUUAGACGGUUUGAAGUCUUGCCCAUUUGAUUAGCAUCAUAGAUGGGCGGAGCUGAAGGUUUAGAUUGCGGAAUAAAUUUUUUUUUGAGAUCAUUAAAUUUUCUAGCGGAACCAGGGACCCUGAAAGACACAUAAAUUAGAGUGUAAAAAUUAUUUUCAUCAAAAUUUAUUUUCAAGAAGUUUUAUUCAUACAUCGGUUGGAUCCCACCCCCAGCCUUUCGCGCGCGAAUAAAAAAUUUGAAAAUUUUUACUUUUUGGGAGGUAUGGCCCACUUUUUGAGGGGUAGAGCGCACUUUUCGGUGGGUAGGGCGCACUUUUCGGGGGGUACGGCGCACUUUUCGGGGGGUGAAGCGCACUUUUCGGGGGGGUGAGGCGCACUUUCUGAGGGGUAGACUACCGGGGUAGGAUCCAGCCGAUGUAUGGUUUUGUUGGUAUACACGGAAUGCGGAAAAGUAUAUUUUUUGUGAAGCAGGAACCUGGAACUCCGCCCAUUUCUAAUAUGGCUUUUACUGAUUACUCGAUCGCAAGUCGUUUCGAGUCGGUCGCGCCUUAGAGCAACUGUUCCGCGUGCGAGCCACUCCAAGCGCAACUACCGACUUCGAAACUGAACAGGAAACUUAUUUUCCAGAAAACCUCUGGAUACCUUAUUGAGAAACUGUGUCUUGGCUUUCCCUUAUAAGCAGUCCUUGUUGUACGACACAUUGCGGAAGGUUAGUUUUUGAACUAACUAGGCCUUGAGAACUCCAAAGUAGUCCCUAUAGGGGUAAGCUCAGGGGCCCUUCGAGGGUUCCCUUUAGGACCACUAAAGCUUGCUAAAGUGGUCCCUACCUCGAUGAUUUUUAUCAGAGCUGUUCUCGGGGCGGCCCCGGUCGACCGAGGGCGCCCCGAUUUGCGGCGUGUUCGAGGGCGGCCGCGGUCGGCCUUUGGUAAGGGUCAACUCGGUCGACCCGUAGAUACAAAUUUUUUUGACUCCCGGUUUUUUGCGAAUUAUAAGAAAGCGAAAGAAGCGCAAGUUUUACUGAAAUGAAAGUGAAACAAAAAAACAUUUUUUUAUCGAGAACAUAAAGAAGAAAAAAACCGAUGAAAUGAGAUAUUAAUCCAAAAAAAUUCAAUAGUUUUUCUAAGUGGCCAGAACAAUUUACAGAACUAGAGAAAACAAAAAUAAUGAAUAAGAAAUAAUUUGAAAUUUUCACAUCAUCAGGAAUUUCAUUUUCGCAAAAAAAUUCAUUCAAACCACUAUUUGAAAUAUUAUUUUUUUAUUUACAACGAGAAAAACGAAAAAGAUUCGAAAAAGUGAAAUCAAAAAGCCCGAUUUCUAUCAAAAACAAUAAAAUUAAACUUUUCAUGGAUCAUAAAUAACUUAAACAUUCAUUUUCAAUAUGAAAAACCGAAAUAAAAACAAAAAAUACGGGAAAAAAAAAUCCUCGCGCUCGCUUCGGGGGCCUGAAUGAAAACCGCUUCGCGGCCGGGGCGCGUCGCGGUCGGGUCGGGGCGGCCUUGGCCAGGGUCGCCCCGACUUGAGAACAGCUCUGAUUUUUAUGAUCUUUAAGCGAAGAAGCAGUUCCAUGAGAAAAAAACUGAAUAAAUAAGUGUUUUUUUGACUUAAAUUGAAAGGCCCCUAGAGGGUCCACUUGAGCUUUGUGGGCUAAGGGGUCAGACUCUAAACCCCUAUAGAGGCCAUUUAGUUUUACUCCUAUAGAGACCAGGGGUUGUUUUUCCCCUUUAAUCCCUAUAGGGACCACUCUGGAAUCCCUUAGUGAUAUUAAAUAAAAACUUUUGAUGAAGCAGAAAUUUUUUCCUUAAUGGAGAGUUUCUGCUCAAUUUCCGUUCGUUUUUAACCCUUUUUUCAAUUUAUUUUUAAUUUUUCAGCUUUUUGAUGUUCGAAAUCUUAACAGGCUAUGAAUUAAGAGAUUUCGUCAAAGUGGCAUACUGAAAUAGGUAUACGGAAAUAGAGAUUUUUGUUCAUAGAUUGCACAAAAUCGUUUUCAAAUGAUUUAUAGUUUUUCAAAGAUUAUUUCUGUCUACUUGACUGAAAAAAAAAGCCUUUCAGGCUCUCGGAACCAGGCAGCUGGGCUGCGGUCCGGCGACCUAUGACUUCAUCCUCCAGGCCCUUUUUGGCCAAAGGCUUUUGACCGUUUCCACCUUCUGCUCCGUUUGUGGGAAGCCGUCGGCUAAAAAACGGUGUCCGGCGUGUAAGGUUAAUGAAAGAAAAAACAAAGAAAUUAUCAAAAAACUAUUUGAAAUAAGAGCAAAUGAGCAAGUUGAAGUGUUAAAGUUUACUGUUAAAAAUUAGAAAAAAAAGCUCAAAUAUAGUCUGUGUGCCACGACUUGAAAUUUCACGGAACGACAUUCCACUGUUCCGCUGCGUGCGUUCGCGAAGCGUCUUUCGAAUCUAGGUCAUGCUUACAAUUGAUUGUUAUUGAUGUGGGAGCACAAGAAAGUAGAGUACCUUAAUAAAAAAAAAUAAUUAAAAGCGCGACCGAGGUUCGCAAAUGCGCGCAGCGGCACAGCGGAAUGUCGUUCGGUAAAAUUCCAAGUCGCAGUACACAGGCUAUAAUACUCGAUUUUUUGCUGAUUCCAAAGAUAACUUAUUCCCCUGUUUCUUCUUUCAGAUAUCAAAAAACCGGCUUGAAAAAAUUAAUUUUCUGAUUAAACGUCCCUCGGUCAAAAAACGCACAAAGAAAGUUUUUCUCAACUCUAAAAGAUCCAAAAAAAUACUAGAUUUUUCGCUGAUUCUAAAAGUAUCUUACAUGACAGGCAUUCUCUUAAUUUUGACCAGAAAAGAGUCGGUUUGAAAAAAAAAUUUUUUUUCCAACCUUGAUCCUCUGCCCAAAAAUGCAUUCAAAACAUUUUUUGAAAGUUCUAAAAUUGAAGUCCUAGGAAACACUAGAUUUUUUCUGAUUCUAAAAUCACUCUUUUUUUUUCGCUUCUCAUCCUCUUCAAUUUGACACCAAAAAACCGGUUUGCAAAGAUUUUUUUGGUCAAACAACGCACAAAGAAAGUUUUUCUCAACUCUAAUGGAUCCCAAAAGUUAUCAGAUUUUUUUGCUAAUUCCAAAAAAAUACCUCAUUCUUUUCAUUCAGAUCUCAAAAAAACCGGCUUGAAAAAAAUUAAUUUUUCUGAUUUAACGUCCCUCGGUCAAGAAACUCACAAAUAAAGUUUUUUCAAAAGUUCAAUUUUUUUAAUGUCAGAAAAAUACUAUAUUUUUUUCGCUGAUUUCAAAAAAAUAUCCCAUAUGCCAGCCAUUCUCUCAAUUUCAACCAGAAAAAAGUCGGUUUGAAAAAAAAUUUUGACUUCACCUCGCUUGGUCAAAAUAGCACAGAGACAGUUUUUCUCAACUCUAAAAGAUUUCAAAAAUUACUGGAUUUUUCACUGAUUCCAAAAAUAUCCAAUUCAUCAAUCAUUCUUGUUCUUAAGAGCUUCUUUUAAAUCAAUAUAAUUUUUUGAAUAGUCUACAGACAAUAACGCUUCUUUCGAUGGGGCAGCCUUUUAUGAGAAAAAUUCUUAAACGUUAAAACUUUGGGGCUCUGAAAUCAGUUAGACUAUUUUGCUGAUUACAAAUAUACCCUAUUUACGAGCCAUUCUUCCCAUUAUUACUCACAGCGUUCUAAAACGGGGUUCACGCAAAAAGAGGCGCACACUAUUCUCAAUGGAGCGCGUAACUUGGAGCGUUGUCAAUCAAAAAUCAAAGUGCUUUUUUUCUUUAAUUUACAUGCUAUUAACUUUUUUUGAUUGUUUUUUUAAAAAUCUUUUUUUGUUUCUAUGCACGUAAAUUUUUUUAAUUAAUGUUUUUUUAAACGUAUUAGAAAGUUUUUUUAAAAGUAUCCAUAGCUCGGUAAUGUGUCGAAACGUUGUUUAAAAAAAGAAAAAUACUGUAUCCAAGAGAUAAAACCGAAAAUCGAAAUUCCAACUCCAAGAAUCGAUCAAAAUAUCAGUUUCCAACUAAUAAACAAGAAAAAAAAGCUGUCAGUGUCCGCGCAAAAGAGAAAAAUUUCGACUUGACGAAAAAAUUCAAAAAAAGGUGUAAUUGGUCUGUACCUAAGAGAUAAAACCGAAAAUCGAAAUUUCAACUCCAGGAACCGAUCACAUUAUCAGUUUUCAAUUACUUAAACAGGAAAAAAAAGAAUACUAAAUCAAACCUGAGUUAAAAGUUUCGACUUUCGUGAACAGAACAAUUAUGUAGUCCUUUGAACCAAUCAAACCACAAGAAAAUAAACUGCGAAAUUUUAAGAGAGGUAUAGGAAAUGACUAGCAACACUUGGAAACUAUAAAUGUCAGGAAAAAAAAUGCUAGCCUUCAAAUAAUCAAAAAAUCCGGACUCUUAAUUACGACGCGAAAAAGACGAUUGUUAGCCACGCCCACUCAUGCAACGUCCGCAUGCUUUUCAGAAAAGGGGCGGGAACCCCGCUUUAGAACGCUGUGUACUGGAAAAAAUUGGUUUAAAACUGACGAUCCUGAGCCAGAAAACUCGCGAUGAAAGGUUCUAAAAUUACAGUUUGCUGAUUCCAAAACACCCCCACUGUCAGCCAUUCUUGUCGUUUUGACCUGAUUUAAAAUCGAUAAGAUCAAAAAAAUCAAACUACAAACAGUAAAGCUCAUUUCUGACGGACCAACCUAAAACUAUUGCCAUUUUUCAGCUCUGCUACUGCUCCCAGGAAUGUCAAAAGUUCGACUGGCCCCUCCACAAAACGAUCUGUCAAUCACUGAAAUCCCUGAACAAACCCCUUUCCGUUGAAGAUUCUUCCGUGUCCCUUGAUGAUAUCCAAGCUCAGAUUUCUAACAUUGAUGUUUAA
This is a messenger RNA of Caenorhabditis auriculariae, 6718 nucleotides long. The record is from the annotation of a GenBank genome assembly. Lineage: Eukaryota; Metazoa; Nematoda; Chromadorea; Rhabditida; Rhabditidae.